Molecule: messenger RNA, 1739 nt
Organism: Sander lucioperca (pikeperch)
Lineage: Eukaryota; Metazoa; Chordata; Actinopteri; Perciformes; Percidae
Product: sodium-dependent neutral amino acid transporter B(0)AT1-like
Exons: 11
Coding region: 201-1739 (512 amino acids)
Biological process (GO): sodium ion transmembrane transport
Cellular component (GO): plasma membrane
Source: RefSeq, a predicted model, not a curated record
AUAACUGUGGGUGAGGUGCCAUAGGUUGCAGUAAAUACAUCGGUGCCCUUCUUCAGAACAUACAGUACGGGUAAAGUACUCAGAGAGAGCUAGUCUAUGGAUAAUCAGUAACAGCUUCCACAGAGGAGACUGAAUGAGAAGGAAGACUCAACGGCUAUAUUGACAAUUUCUGAGUCCAGUGAAAUUUACAAGAAGCCGCUAUGAAGCUGAAGUUGCCAAACCCAGGACUGGAUAACCGGACCCCCUCUCAUGAGGACCUGGAGAGGAUGGAGAAGGAGGAGGCAGGAGAGAGGCCCAAAUGGGACAACAAAGCCCAGUAUCUGCUCACCUGUGUGGGCUUCUGUGUGGGACUUGGCAACGUCUGGAGGUUUCCUUACCUGUGUCAAAGCCAUGGAGGAGGAGCGUUUAUGAUCCCAUUCCUUAUCCUGCUGGUCCUGGAGGGAAUCCCACUGCUGCACCUGGAGUUUGCCAUCGGUCAGCGUCUGAGGAAAGGCAGUAUGGGAGUGUGGAGAUCAAUCAAUCCAUACUUGACUGGAGUCGGCAUCGCGUCCUUGCUUGUCUCAUUUUUUGUGGGUAUGUACUACAACACCAUCAUGGCCUGGAUCAUGUGGUAUCUCUACAACUCUUUUCAAGAUCCUCUGCCCUGGAGCCAAUGUCCUCUCAAUGCUAACAGGACAGGUGUGGUGGAGGAGUGUGCUCGGAGCAGCAGUGUCGACUACUUUUGGUACAGAGAAACUUUGAACACUUCAACAGCUAUCGACGAGGCUGGCGGUCUACAGUGGUGGAUGGUGCUAGCCCUGCUGUCUGCCUGGACUUUGCUCUAUGUCUGCUGCAUCCGGGGCAUCGAGACCACUGGAAAGGCAGUGUAUGUCACAGCCAUCCUGCCUUACAUAGUGCUGGCCAUCUUCCUGAUCCGAGGACUGACUCUUAAAGGUGCCCUGACUGGAUUAAAGUUCCUCUUCACACCAGAAGUGGAUGAGUUGAUGAACCCAACAACUUGGCUGGAUGCAGGUGCCCAGGUCUUUUAUGCUUUUGGUGUGGGGUGGGGAGGCCUCAUCUCCUUCUCAAGUUACAACCCUGUUCACAACAACUGCAUGCAAGAUGCUGUGAUCCUGUCGGUCGUAACUGGCCUCACCUCAAUCUAUGCUGCCACAGUCACCUACACCAUCAUCGGCUUCAGGGCCACAGAGAAAUAUGACAGCUGUAUCAGUGAUAACAUCAUGACAUUAUUAAAUGCAUUUGAACUUCCUGAAGACAGCAUCUUUACAAGCAACUACGACGCAGCCUUUAACCAUCUCAACAGCUCCUCUCCUGAUAUUAUUCUCGGCUUGGACAUCAAAAUCUGUGACCUGCAGACACUUCUCAGUGAGGGAGUGGAGGGAACAGGUCUGGCCUUCAUCGUGUUCACGGAAGCCAUCGCCAACAUGCCUGGUUCUCCAGCCUGGUCUGUCCUCUUUUUCAUCAUGCUUUUCUGCUUGGGUAUCUCAAGCCUGUUUGGCAACAUUGAAGGAGUGGUGGUCCCACUGAAAGACCUGAAUAUGUUACCUCAAAAAUGGCCCCAAGAAGCACGGACUGGAGUAACGUGUGCUGUUGCCUUCAUCAUCUCCCUCCUGUUUGCGCAGCAUUCAGGGAUUUAUUGGGUAACUCUCUUCGACAACUUUGCUGGAUCUGUUCCACUUCUGACUAUUGGACUGAUUGAGAUGAUAGCGGUUGUAUACAUCUACGGCAUAGACAGUUAA